Bufo bufo (common toad) is the source of this 3039-nucleotide messenger RNA. Its product is annotated as ATP-dependent 6-phosphofructokinase, muscle type. Gene Ontology annotation, cellular component: cytoplasm; membrane; 6-phosphofructokinase complex. The transcript has 24 exons. The coding region runs from base 252 to 2594 and encodes 780 amino acids. Gene Ontology annotation, molecular function: 6-phosphofructokinase activity; fructose-6-phosphate binding; ATP binding. The record is from RefSeq and is a predicted model, not a curated record. Gene Ontology annotation, biological process: fructose 6-phosphate metabolic process; canonical glycolysis; fructose 1,6-bisphosphate metabolic process. Lineage: Eukaryota; Metazoa; Chordata; Amphibia; Anura; Bufonidae.
CUCUCCAUCUGCCGCUUGGCAUUGUGCUCGGUAAUACAAGGCUCGCAUGCAGCUGCUUGGUCCUAGAAACCCACGCCAUGAAGCUCCAGGUGCACAGUUUUUGAUGCUGAUGUUAAUGCCGGAGGAGGUUUGGAUCUCUGCAGCUAUUGAGUCAAAGGAGCGUUGGGGACCUUUUUUCAAUAUGGGCAGGUUGUCUAGAAGAGGAGAUCUUCACCACUGAAAACCCCAGUGAGACAAGAACUGAUAAGAAAAUGAUGCGAGGAUCUAAGCACCAUGAUGCCCAGACUCUGGGAAUUGGCAAAGCUAUUGCAGUACUUACAUCUGGGGGAGACGCUCAAGGAAUGAAUGCAGCUGUACGAGCGGUGGUGAGAGUGGGAAUUUACACAGGCGCCAAAGUCUUCUUUGUACAUGAGGGUUACCAAGGACUGGUCGAUGGAGGUGAGAACAUUCGAGAAGCCACUUGGGAAAGUGUCUCAAUGAUGUUGCAGUUGGGCGGUACAGUAAUAGGAAGUGCUAGAUGUCAGGAUUUCCGGGGCCGAGAGGGCCGCCUUAAGGCAGCAUGCAACCUAAUCAAAAGAGGGAUUACCAAUCUUUGUGUCAUUGGUGGAGAUGGCAGCUUGACCGGAGCAGAUACUUUCAGAGCAGAGUGGAGCGGACUGCUUGCUGACCUGGUUAAAGCAGGAAAAAUUACUUCUGAUGAAGCCGCCAAGUCUAGUUUCCUAAAUAUUGUUGGGCUGGUGGGCUCCAUUGAUAAUGAUUUCUGUGGAACCGAUAUGACAAUCGGAACCGAUUCUGCUCUUCACAGAAUUAUGGAGAUAGUGGAUGCCAUUACUACAACAGCACAAAGUCACCAAAGGACCUUCGUCCUAGAAGUGAUGGGCCGGCACUGCGGGUAUUUGGCUUUGGUAACUGCACUUGCAUGUGGAGCAGAUUGGGUCUUUAUUCCAGAAUCCCCACCAGAAGAAAACUGGGAAGAACAUCUUUGCAGAAGACUGAGUGAGACCAGAGGCCGCGGAUCAAGGCUGAAUAUUAUAAUUGUUGCUGAAGGGGCCAUUGACCUGAAUGGUCAACCUAUCACAUCAGAGGAUGUUAAAAAACUAGUUGUGAAGAGUCUUGGCUAUGAUACAAGAGUCACCGUCCUAGGACAUGUCCAGCGUGGUGGAACACCUUCAGCCUUUGAUAGAAUUCUGGGAAGUCGCAUGGGAGUUGAAGCUGUGAUGGCCUUGUUGGAAGGAACACCAGAUACACCAGCUUGUGUGGUCAGUUUGUCUGGGAAUCAAGCAAUCCGCUUGCCUUUAAUGGAAUGUGUUCAAGUGACCAAGGAAGUGACGCAGGCUAUGAAUGAAAAGAGAUUUCAUGAAGCCCUUAAAUUAAGAGGAAGGAGCUUUGAAAACAACUGGAAUGUGUACAGGACACUGGCUCACAUACGACCACCCGACACCAAGAGCGGAUAUAACCUGGCUGUGCUGAAUGUUGGAGCCCCUGCCGCUGGCAUGAAUGCUGCCGUGAGAGCCACUGUCAGAAUUGGCAUUAUCCAAGGGCACAGGAUGUUUUCUGUCCAUGAUGGAUUUGAGGGCCUUGCUAAAGGACAGAUUGAAGAAAUUGGAUGGGGAGGUGUUGGCGGAUGGACAGGACAAGGUGGUUCACGUCUUGGAACUAAAAGGGUGCUGCCUAAGAAAUACCUUGAAGAUAUCAGUGCCAAUAUAAGCAACUUCAACCUACAUGGACUGAUCAUUAUUGGGGGUUUUGAGGCCUUCACAGGCUCAUUGGAGCUGAUGGAAGCACGUUCCAAGUAUGAAGAGCUGUGUAUACCACUUGUUGUUAUUCCAGCCACUGUUUCAAACAAUGUACCUGGAUCAGACUUCAGCAUUGGGGCCGAUACAGCCCUUAACACAAUUACUACAACAUGCGAUCGGAUCAAGCAGUCAGCUGCUGGGACAAAGAGGAGAGUAUUCAUUAUUGAGACCAUGGGAGGAUACUGUGGAUAUUUAGCCACCAUGGCGGGCUUUGCUUCAGGUGCCGACGCUGCUUACAUCUAUGAAGAGUCAUUUUCUAUACAUGAUUUACAGGUAAAUGUUGAACAUCUCACAGAAAAAAUGAAGACUACAGUGAAAAGAGGCUUAAUUUUAAGGAAUGAAAAGUGCAGUGAAAAUUACACAACCGACUUUAUAUUUAAUUUGUAUUCAGAGGAAGGAAAGGGCAUCUUUGACAGUAGAAAAAAUGUUCUGGGUCACAUGCAGCAGGGGGGCACCCCUACACCAUUCGAUAGGAACUUUGGCACAAAAAUGGGUGCAAAGGCUGUGCUGUGGAUGACUGGAAAAGUGAAGGAGUGUUCCAGACAUGGUCGUAUAUUUGCCAAUACUGCUGAUUCAGCCUGCUUGUUGGGAAUGCGCAAAAGAAGUCUCGUGUUCCAGCCACUGGUGGACCUGAAGGACGAAACAGAUUUUGAACAUCGUCUUCCCAAGCAGCAGUGGUGGUUAAAACUUCGCCCUAUCCUCAAGAUCUUGGCCAAAUACAACAUACACUUGGACACAUCUGAAACUGCACAUUUGGAACAUAUCACCAGGAAGACAUCUGGGGAGUCUCACAUCUAGUUGGACAGAAGAUGCAAGCACAAUACGGGGUCCCCAAACCCUCUGGAUUAUGGCCUGGGACUAGAGUGUACCUGUUACCUGUACAUGGUGGAGUCGUGUUCUCUAGGAACCAGAACCAGAGUCAUCAGUGUUAGACACGUGUCAUGGGAAUUCAAUGGGCUAUAAAAAAUGUAACUAGCCGUAGACAUACAAUAGCUGGUGACCUAAUAUUUGUUCAGCAGUUACCCGUACAAGCCCUCAUUAUUUUUAGAUAGAUACACAGCUCCCGCUGACACCGCUUUUCUGGAGGGAAAGAAAGGAUUGGACAUGAACAUCCUAAGAUGCUUGAUUCAGUUUUUUUCAGACAUAAGGCUAAGGCUCCAUUCAAACGUCCGUACUGUGUUUUGCGAAUCUGCAGAUUCGUGGAUCUGCAAAACACGGACACCGGCAAUGUGCGUUCCGCAUU